GAUGGAGAUAAGGUUUGAGCAUAGACUACGUUUUGCAAAUACACCCUAAGCUCAAUGGUGUACAUAUUUUCUGCCCGCUACUAAAUUCACAUAUUGAUUAAAGUAAAGUCGAACGAACUGAAGGUAUUGCAUUUAUUAACGUGAAUAUACCAGAGACAUUUGUUCUCGCGCUUAAUACUGGAGAAAAGGUUAUUAGAGAAGGGGGAUUAAAGUUGUAAUAUAUUAUGCGAACAUCUCUCUGUACAGGUGGAGACGAACAGUUGAUUUGUUAUUGUAUACAUGAACAGGACACUGGUAAACUUACUAAAAAUUCAAUAGGGAAAAUUUUCCCGUGAACGCAAGUACGAUAGUAAACUCGCGUUUUUUGUCAAGUAUUUAUUGUAAACGAACGUGAGUGGCUGGAAUGCAUAUUUAUUCCACUGGAUUAUAUCGCAACAACCGCUGAAGGAAAUAGAUAGAUGAAGUCAGAAGCAAGUUAAAAAUGUCGGAUAAAGUCGCACCUUUGACGAAUGGGUGUCCUAAAGAAAAUCAAAAUGCCAAACCUCCCGAUUGUCAACAAGCAACAUCUUGUUGCAAACGACAAACCUCAUUAGAAACGGGCAAUGGAGACACAAAAAGACCAUUAUGCCCAAUUAUGGCUAAAAUGGCGGAUUCUAUUAAAGAAAACGGCAAAAAUGACACACAGAAUAAUGUGACAGUAAAAACAUCUACUGAAGAAGCAUGUAAUUCAUGCAACAAAACUUUACCAACGAAACCUGUAAGAUCAACGAGUGGAUACGCCUUGUGUCAAGACUCCAAUGUGGGGCGUACUUCAGGGAACAGAAAGACCAGUAACAUAUCAAAUAUAUCAAUGACGUCAUCAUCAGCUGGCUCUGAUGAGACGGAUGAGAAGAAGCUGGACCUGAGAUGCCUUAUAGAGAGUGUAGGCACACUUCUUAUACCAGUUACUGAAUUCAUGUACAGAGCGUUAAACAAUCUACUUACAAAGAAAGAUCCGUCCAAGUUGCAACAAUUAAAGUCUACAUGUACGUCUGCGGUUGAGCUCGAAGACAAAAUGGAAAACUUAUAUCUACGACAUAAACCUCUAGACGAAUAUUUCGUUUUAGACUUAAUCAAACACUCUGCUCAAAUUCUUCAAAUAAACGAAAAUUGUUUACUGCGGCAACUUGGUGAAGAAUACUUUCGUCUGUGCCUUUUAGAAUAUGGAGAUGCCAUCGGGAUGAUGGGGAGCAAUAUUCUUGAAUUCUUCAGCAAUCUCGACGGAUUACAGACAUAUAUUACCUCAUCUGAGAGAUUCAAAUCACAAAUUCCCCCUUCUUCUAGAUGUGAAUACGAACAUAACAACAUGAUAUUGCAUUUUUAUACAGACAAAAGACAACUUUUAGAAUAUUAUGCCGGCAUUGUUGCAGGAAUUUCUAAAUAUUUAUUUCAAAGGGAAGCGGAAGUGUCUGUUACUUGUAGCAAUACUCCUGGUUCAUUACAUCAUAUUAUAAAUGUUAAGGCUGAAGAACAAAAGACCAUACCAGACUGUCAAAUGUGCUCUAAGCAAGAAAAGACUAGCAAACUAGCAUCCGACAGUAAAAUUAGCACAGCGACAUUUUGCAAAACAUUUCCCUUCCAUUUUAUAAUUGACAAACAUCUUGAUAUUAUACAAAUAGGUGAAGCACUGUGUAAACAUGUGAAUAUGGCGAAAUCGUCAAGUAAAAAGAAGCUAUCGUUACAUUUUGAAGUGAUUAGACCAAAAAUUGACCCACUUACAUACUCAGCAUUGCUCUCACAUGUAAAUUUCACUUUCAAUCUCAGGACCAAACAGACAGACAAACAUUGCAAGACACAGUCGAUGGAACUGAAAGGUCAGAUGAUUCAGUUACAAGAAAUUGAUGGCAUCCUCUUCUUGGGCACACCAAGUGUAGAAAAGCUAGAUGAACUGAUAGAGAAGGGCCUUUAUAUUUCUGAUCUACCGAUACAUGACGCAACCCGUGACGUCAUACUUGUAGGGGAACAAACAAAGGCGCAGGAUGGGUUACGCCGACGUAUGGAAGACUUGAAGAGAAACAUUAUGGAGGCAAGUGCUGCUGUAGAAGAAGAAAAGAGGAAGAAUGUAGAGCUACUCCGUAUGGUUUUCCCAUCUAACAUAGCUGAAAGGCUUUGGAGAAAUGAGCGUAUAGAGCCACAGUGUAUAGAAGAUGUGACGAUAUUGUUUUCCGACAUUGUUGGCUUUACGUCAAUCUGUUCUUCAUGUACACCAAUGGAUGUCAUCAAUAUGUUGAAUUCCCUAUACACGAAUUUUGACAACUGUUGUGGAUUCCUGGAUGUGUACAAGGUUGAAACUAUUGGAGACGCAUACUGUGUUGCGGCAGGUCUACAUAGACCAUCAAAAUACCAUGCGAUGCAAAUUGCAUGGAUGGCCAUUAAGAUGAUGGAAUAUGCUAGUCAACAAAAAUCUCAUGAUGGAAAGGUUAUUCAGAUGAGAAUUGGUUUGCACACGGGUAAUGUACUUGCAGGUGUUGUUGGGGUAACUAUGCCUAGGUACUGUUUGUUCGGGAACAAUGUCACACUUGCCAAUAGGUUCGAAUCUGGCAGUGAAGCCACCAAAAUCAAUGCAAGUCCUACAACAGCAAGAUUAUUACAAGAAGGUUUCAAACUGACGCCUAGGUCACGUGAUUGUCUACCAAAAGGCUUCCCAACAGACAUUGAAGGAACAUGUUAUUUUGUGGAAUCCUAUAAGUUCCCUCACACAGAGCUCCAAAAUGAUCUUACCACUGACAAACAUAUUGAACUUGCUGUGAAACAUUACAAAAUAAAUGAGGUCGCCUAGGCGUAAAUGUCAUUACAUAUUGGUGUGUUGAUAAAUGUGAUAUCUCUGAAGUAAGGGGAAAGAAAAAAAGUCAAGUUAAAGGUGUUUGUUAUAGUUACAUAAAUAUAGACACAUUGGCUGAAUAAAAACGUAUAAUAGAAUUUAUUUAAACUUUGCUUGAUUUUUGAAUAUUAUAUCAUAUUCCAAGAUCACGCAAAGUUUAAAUGAAAUAUAUUAUACAAGUUUCAUUUCGGCAUUGUGUCUAUAAGUCUAUAAAAGAAUAAUUCUUUAAUUGUGUAUUAUAACAAUACUUCAUUAUAUGCAAGUUUGUUUUCGACAAUCAGAAUACACUUUAUCUUUUUAUCUUUGUAUUUAUCUUCUCUAAUGAUUGUGAUGUUAACAAUUGUAAAUUUGAUUUACUCCAUAACAUUAAAUGCACGAGUAUCACCACCUUGUUUUUUACCUCUCUUCUUAGAUUUUUAUUUAUGUCUCACAUAUUAUUGUUGUAUAAAAAGUCUAAAUAUACAAUACUGAUAUGUUUAUAAGAACCUUAAAGAGCUGAAGGAAUGUGAAACAUUAAGUGGUUAAUUUACUCGAUUAUGAACCCCUCGAUGAAAUAAUAAUAAUGAUAAUAAUACUUCUAUAUUUUUACAAGUUUAUAAUCGUAUAAAAUACAUUUUAAGUCGCUUCAAUAUUUGUAUGAUACAUACAAUUGAUAUCUGAACAAGUCUGCUUUGGUAAUUUUAAUUUAAAGCAAAUAUUUAAAGUGAAAUGUAUAUUAAUUGCUUUUUAUAUUGAUUACAUUUUCAUCUAUAACAAACAAGUAUACAAAACAGAGUAUAUAUGUAAUUUAAAGCUGAGUAAACAUGUAUACGUUAUAUCUACACCUAUACAAUAUAUUAUAAUAUUGAUUAUGAAAGACUGCUUAAGAUAAAUUCAUGAGUUAAAAUAAAAAAAAUAUAUAUCACAAGAAAAAUAUAAAUAUAACUAUGUCGGUGCUAUUUUAUGGACUUAUAAUGAAUAAUACAUAUUAUUCUGAAUUAUAUUAAUUAUUAUGUUUGCAAGAAUCUACUUUUCAAAACAAAAAAUAUACAAUUCAAUAAAAUCAUAAUAAGUGUUAUUUACAAAUACAACAAAACUUCACAAUAAAAAAAAACAUUCUAAGAAAUUUAAAUAAAAGCCAAAAAUAUCUCUAUGUCUUUAUUUUGAAUACAUUCAGAUGAACCAAUGUAAUCUGGUUGUUAUUUUUACAUUAUUAUCUCCUUUUUUCAAUUACAGCGACCCAAAUAUCUUU
Messenger RNA from Ruditapes philippinarum (Manila clam), 4091 nucleotides. RefSeq names its product guanylate cyclase soluble subunit alpha-1-like. Gene Ontology annotation, cellular component: guanylate cyclase complex, soluble. Bases 482 to 2818 code for a protein of 778 amino acids. The transcript is spliced from 11 exons. Gene Ontology annotation, biological process: cGMP biosynthetic process; response to oxygen levels. Gene Ontology annotation, molecular function: heme binding; guanylate cyclase activity. The record is from RefSeq and is a predicted model, not a curated record. Lineage: Eukaryota; Metazoa; Mollusca; Bivalvia; Venerida; Veneridae.